Messenger RNA from Magallana angulata, 2320 nucleotides. RefSeq lists its product as uncharacterized. The transcript has a single exon. NCBI's taxonomy places the organism in Eukaryota, Metazoa, Mollusca, Bivalvia, Ostreida, Ostreidae. The record is from RefSeq and is a predicted model, not a curated record. Bases 299 to 2320 code for a protein of 673 amino acids.
GAAUAUUUUUGACUUCCUUAUGUUUGAUUACUUGCAGAUUUUGUGUAUCAGAAUAACAGCACCUAAGAUAAAACUUCCUCCUCAAUAGACACUGGAUGUGAUCACUUUCAAAAUGGAGUCUUUCCCCCAACAAAUGUAAGUGCAUUAAAUUCAUGUCCUAUAGUUUGUUUUUUAAUGUGAUUAAAAAGAUAAUUUUUCUGUAUUUGAUGAUUUCUAAAUAUAUUGAACAGUGUUAUUGAAAAACAAAAAGAUAACUUUCCCAGUAUAUAUACAUUUAAAUAACAACAGAUGUGAGGGAAUGCAGCACGUGUCGGAGUCCAUGUUUGUGGGACUGUGUGAUAUCGUGGGGACCUCACAAGAGGUAGCCAUCAGGAGGGAGACAAGAGACAUUAAAGAGAUGGUGGAGAGACGAGUGAAACCUAAUGGGACCAUUGUGAUGUUGAGUGGAAGUAGGAGAGAGGGGUUCAGACUGGAGGGAUCAGAUACGGACCUUAUGUACUGGCCAAACAACCACCGUGUGAUCAUGGACAUGUCUCAGUCUGAGUAUUACAACACAGCCAAUACAACCUUGAUUCUUUCUGACAGUUCUGAGAGUCCACCAGGAUUCACUCUACUUCAGUUACUGACACCAACCACAUUCAGAGAGGUCCAAUCAGCAUGUGUCAGAAAGAAUAAUAGAGUCUAUAUAUCUAGUUCUAUAUACAGAGGGUUAACUUGUUCAGCAGUAGUUCCUAAUUUUUCUGUACAUGGACCCUGUGGUACUGGUAUAGUGGGAAGGUUGGAAUAUGACACUGCCAUCUGUUUUGUUUGUGACUCUUGGCCUGUGUCUGCCUCCUCGUGGAUAGACAGAUGUCACUCAUGGCCUGCCUCUAAGGUUGUUGGUGAUAUUGUCAGAAAUGGAUGUCACUUUAUGGCAAUAGGACAUCCAUUAGGACCCCAUGAACAUAAAGAAUGGAGAAUUUCCUUUUCUCAAGCAGAAUAUAAACUUGUUUACUCUAUGAAUCACUGUCAGUUUUUGACAUAUGGGUUGUUGAAACUUAUCUUAAAAGAAGUAAUAAAUCACCAAUCAGAAGAAACCAAUAAACUGCUGUGUUCCUAUCACAUGAAGACAACUAUUUUCUGGGCCAUUCAACAAAACAUACUACCUCACUGGUGUCCACAAAAUCUCCUGGCCGGUUUCUGGGUCUGCUUUAAACUCCUCCUUAGAUGGGUAUAUAAAGGGAUCUGCCCAAACUUUUUCAUCCCACAAAACAACAUGUUUCUGACAAAGGUAUAUGGCUCAGCACAAAACAGAUUGUUCCUACAGUUACAUGAAUUGUACAAGAAAGGUCUGGCCUGUCUGUUACAGAGUCCCUCUAUCAGGUCCUACAUCAUUGAUGUCCUGUACAAUCCGAGACUUUCUAUUUGUACAGAUGAGAGUAUCACGAGAUUAGAAGUUGAUUUUGAUAUACAACUAAUCACUGAGUUCAAAAGUGUUGAAACUUUGGAUGCGAAUCUGUGUUAUUUAACCAAUGUCAUACACAUAAUAGAACAGUAUGUGGAGUCACCAAAGUCACUUUAUCAAGUUGUUACACUACCGAGGCUUACAGCCUUAAUUUUUCAACAAACUGCUUUUUUAUUACAAAACAUGUAUACUAACAAAAGAGCCAACAAACAGAUGUAUAUAGCAGACAAAAUACCCUGUCACAUGCUGAAAUUAGCAGCCAAGUUUGGGUGUAUAUCUGACAUGUUGUACAUUGCCAUGUAUUAUUACAAAACAUUCAGUUACAGGGAAGCGUUAUGUAUUAUAGAGAUGACAAAGGUCAAGUUAGCACAGCCAUAUCUGAUGUAUUAUGGACAUGUAGACAGAGAGAGGUAUACUGAGGCUGUAGGGGGACAGUCCUGGUCUACAAAGAUGAGACAGGCUGUAGCAGUGGAUAUGGAACUUGGCACCAGAAUCUGUUAUGUCAGUGAACUAAUACCAGAACAACAGUCUGCUCUACAGAAAGGAAAGGCUCGUACAUUGAUCAUCCCAGUGUUUGUAAUGUUACAUUUCCUAGAGUUCUUGUGUUACAGACACAUUGAUACAACAUUAUCACAAACAGCUCUAGAUGAGCUACAGGUCCUAGUCCACCAUGAUCGGGGACUGUACGUACAUGAUCUACUCAGAGACAUCUCCUGGGAGAUCCUGGGGAUCUGUCAACAGAUCACAGGGAACCUCCAGGCUGCUCUAUACUCAUACCAACAGUCACUCACACAUGAUCCAUACAACAACAUACAAACUGCUACACAGGGUAGAAUACAGGAUAUAGUUCAGUUAACACCACACCAGUAUCAGUAA